Molecule: messenger RNA, 10732 nt
Organism: Halichondria panicea
Lineage: Eukaryota; Metazoa; Porifera; Demospongiae; Suberitida; Halichondriidae
Product: latrophilin-like protein LAT-2
Exons: 23
Coding region: 7044-10568 (1174 amino acids)
Biological process (GO): adenylate cyclase-activating G protein-coupled receptor signaling pathway; cell surface receptor signaling pathway
Cellular component (GO): plasma membrane
Molecular function (GO): G protein-coupled receptor activity
Source: RefSeq, a predicted model, not a curated record
GGCCGUCGAAAACAAUACAUUGUCAUUGACAGUGUGCAAUUUCUUGACAGGUAAUUGCACGCUGUCAAUGACGACGUGCAAUUACUGAACCGGAUGUGAUACGGGAUUAAUUGCUAUACACUCUCCUGUCGCUAAUACUGAACACAUCAUACGAUUAUACCGGUAAUGAAAUACAUCUGUUAUUUCUGGCCUUGUAUUUUAAUACCUAGGAUCUGUGUGGGUGGCUUCCACCAAUGAUAUCUAUUCACCCACUGUAAAUGAAGGUUUAUAAACAACAGCCAAAUAAAGUCAUAACAGGUCUACUAUUUUUAUCACAAAUUACACCUAUAAUGUGACUUCUUUGCUGACACAUCUCAGUCAAACAAAGUAUAGUGAAACAAAAUAUUGUGUGUGGAACUCCAGGAAUCAGAAGAUGAUGUAUCGAUCUACAUUGAAGGCCUCCAUGACAAUGAAUCAAUGCAACGUGGUGAUACUGAUUGUACUUAAUCUCAUAACAGUGGUGAGCCCAACUAUAUCUGAAAUUGUAGAGUCUUUUGAUGAUUGUGAGACAAAUGCAUGCAAUUCACUACUGCAUCACAACUUCAGUAACAAACCGAGUGUAAUUUUGCAUCUACUUCCCGGAACGCAAUAUGUGCCCCAACACAUUUCAAUCACUAACAUUGGUACCGUAGAAAUCGUUGGAAAUGAAACGAACCUACUAUUUGAAGAAUUAGGUGCUCUCGUCUUCAAAAAUAUCACCAAGUUAAUUAUGAGGAAUUUGAAACUACUAGAGCAAGUUGCAGUUGAUAUCACCAUGGUUAAGGAUAUACUGCUUGAAAAUUGUUAUGUGAAUGGAAAAGGAUUGAAGAGUGCGCUUUAUAUCGCCAAUGCUCACACGGUAUCCAUUGCCGACUGUCACUACACAACAUCUCGAGGUGGGGCUUUGUCGGUGAAGGAUGUAAUUCAUCUGUCGAUUAAAGAGAGCUCGUUCAAACACAAUAAAACUUCUAAUUUUGUACUGAAUGGGACAAUUGUUCUAGAAAAUAUUCAAACAGCCAUUAUAGAUAACUGUACUAUGAUCAACAACAGUGUUAACUGCCGUACAAAAGGUUGUAAAGGUGGAGCAAUUACAUCAAUCAACACACACCAACUACGAAUUUUGAACUCUAUAUUUAAAUGGAACACAGCAUAUGGUGUUAAUGCCGUUCAUGGCAUAGGUGGAGCUAUCUACUCCGAAGCAGAUCAACUAGAAAUAACCAACUGUCAGUUUGAAAAAAACAGUGCUAAUUUUGGUGGAUCUGUCUACAUUAGUCAAGGCUCUUUAAGCAGCUCCUUCAAUACAUAUAAACUGAACCAAGCUACAGGUGCUGGUGGAGCAAUUUACAUUCAAGGACACAUUUCCACAUCAAUGGAUCACUUCAACUCUAAUAGUGCAAACUAUGGGGGUGCAAUUUGGGCUCUUACCAGCAACGCUACCAGUUUUGACAACCAUUUCACAGAGAACAAUGCAUCGUAUAGUGGAGGGGCAUUUUUCUUUAGUCUUGCCAUGAAUGGAUUUUUUAAGAGCUCCCAGAAUCGGUUUAGUAAAAACAAAGCUAUUUCUGAAAGGGGAGGAGCUAUAUACAUGCUGUUAACUACAACUUCUGCUACAACCCAUUGCUUAGAGCAGCACCAACGCUGUACCGAUCUUGCUGGUAUUUAUCAAGGUGAAAAACUUUUUUCAGGCGUAGGCGUAUUCUCUAGCUUCAAUGAUACCUAUACGAUGAAUACAGCAAACAGAGGGAGUGGUGGGGCUAUCUAUGCUGUGACUAUCACUAGCUAUAUUAAAUCGGCUAGAUUUAUCAGAAAUCAAGCAUGGCAACAGGGUGCUGCAAUUUCUCACGUCGGAAACUCACUUGAAAGUAUUGAUACUGAGUUCUCUUACAACAAUGCUUGCGACAAUAGUACACUAUACAUCAAUUCCGCCACUCUUGUGAGCAAAGAUUGCAGAUUUGUUAGCAACAAUGGAUCACUCUUUGUUGUGAAUAGCGUCAUUGAAAUUGAUGGGGUUACUCUAUUUGCGAACAACCUUGGUAUUACAGGAGGGGCAAUAACGAGUAUCCAAAGUCUCAUUUCUUUUGUGGGUAGUGGAAAUGUAGCUAUCACAGGGAACAAGGCGGAGCACGGAGGAGGAAUAUCAUUGUUUGAAAGUCAAUUAAAUGUUUCAUGCUCAGUAAAUAUUUCAAAGAAUGUUGCAACACAUACUGGAGGGGGGAUUUAUGCAUAUCGAAGUUCUAUCUCAUUUCAGGCACGAAAAGAAGUUAUCUCAAUGGAACUCACCAAAAACACUGCUUUGUUUGGGGGCGGAUCCUAUCUCUUUGCUUCAACAAUAAAAAUAUUUCAAGACGAAUUUAUGUUAAUGAGUCGCUCAAGACUAAUCUAUUACAAUAAUAGUGCAGUGCUUGGAGGAGCACUGUACCUAGAUCAGACAUCAAAAAUAUAUUUCUACAGAGUGCUGUCUGCUCCUGAAAACAUUUUUGACAUAGAGUUUUGUCAGAACAUUGCAAACUAUGGAGGUGCUGUUUACAUAUCAGACGAUACAGCAUCGAGUCAGCUGUGUGAAAACACAAAGAAAAGAAAUUCUGACCACUCUGAAGCCGACUGCUUUAUUCAGAUACUUCAAUUAGGAACUGUUGCAGUAGAAAAUCCACCGAGCAAGCAGCAAUACCAGCAGCACGACUACACAAUCUCUUUAAAAGACAAUGUAGCAAAUGUGAAAGGGAGUGCAUUGUUUGGAGGAUUAUUUGACCGAUGUUCUUUGAACUAUAUUGCAGAAGACGUAACUACCACUACUGAACCAAAUUAUUACCAGGCAAUCUACAUGAUGACAUUCUGGGACAACAAAAAUCUGAGUAGCCUCAUAGCAUCAAAUCCUGCACAAGUGUGUUUCUGUACCAAUGUACUAAACAACACAUAUAACUGUACUACAACAAAAUUGAUUCUAUCGAUGAGAAGAGGUGAAACAUUUAAAGUUGGGAUAACAGCUAUUGAUCACAUUCAAACUCAACUCGCAGCAACAAUAGCAGCUACAUUUAGUUCAAAUGGUGGUGUCGGGGUAUUUAAGAACGGGCAGACACGUCAAACUAUUGAGAAAACCUGCACAGAAGUGGAGUACAAUGUUUACUCAAGAGAAACAGAGGUGCAGUUAGACAUCUAUGCUGAUGGCCCUUGCAGCAAUAAAGGGCUCUCAAAGAAGAUAUUAGAAGUGACAUUCCAGCCAUGUGAGUGCCCAAUCGGAUUUAAGCCAACAGAAACUAAAACUGAAUGUGUGUGCGACUGUGAUAAAGAAUUGUAUGGGAAUGUACACAACUGCUCCGUUGCUGAUGAGACUCUACUACUAUCAAUGAAUACCUGGAUUGGAUAUGUCAAUGAUACAAACAACAACACAGGAUUUAUCAUGCAGACUUGUCCAUACGAUUACUGCUUGGUGAGACCCAUCAACAUAUCGUUUACCGCUCCAAACGGUAUGGACAUGCAGUGUGCUUUUAAUCGAGCAAAUUUACUCUGUGGAGAAUGUGAAGAAGGGUUUAGUCUAGUUCUUGGCUCAUCAAGAUGUAUGAUAUGCACAAAUAAGUUUUUGUCGCUUAUGAUUCUAUUUGCUUUUCUUGGUGUACUGCUUGUAGUGUUCAUCUUGAUCCUGAACAUGACUGUUGCAGUGGGAGCAAUACACGGAUUGAUUUUUUACGCAAACUUCAUAGGGACCUCCCAAUCAAUUUUCUUUGCAAAUCACGAAACUGACGUUCUGAAAGUUUUUAUCUCAUGGCUGAAUCUUGACUUUGGUAUCGAGACAUGUUUCUACAAUGGAAUGGAUGCGUAUGCAAAGAUUCUAUUACAAUUGACAUUUCCAUCAUACUUAAUCCUGCUAACAAUCACAAUAAUCAUUUUAUGUGAACAUUCUCAACGUUUUGCGAGGCUUCUAGGUAGCAGAAAUCCAGUAGCAACUCUCUGCACACUUAUUCUAUUAUCUUACUCCAAACUGCUAAAUACAAUCAUUGGAGCCUUGCAGUUCACAUAUAUUCAUUACCCGAAUGGAACCUAUGAGACUGUUUGGUUGAACGAUGCCAAUGUUCUCUACUUUGAAACUAGUCACAUUCCCAGAUUUGUAGUAGCCUCUAUCGUUCUAUUACUUGGAGCGAUCUGUACCAUACUGUUAUUUUUUGGACAAUGGCUGCCGCGAUUUUCAAACUGGAGAAUAUUACGAUGGUCUAAACAUCCAAAAUACAAUGCGUUCAUUGAUGCAUACCAUGCUCCUUUCACUCCAAAGCAUCGCUAUUGGGUAGGACUGCUGUUGCUUGUUAGAAUUGUGUACAAUUUAGUAGUGUCACUCAAAGCUGAUGACUCAGUUGCUCUACUAUCGACAGCUGCUGCUGCACUGUUUCUCAUUCUACUAAAAAUGCUACAUACAAAGACAUAUAAAAAUUGGGCUGUGGACUUCAUAGAAAACACAUUUCUUAUCAACCUCAUAAUUUUAUCACUAGGUACAUUUUACAUCAGAGAGUCUAGCAACAAGGAAGUACCCCUCAUUGCUAUUUCAGUAGCGAUCACUUUCUUGGAAUUUUUAGCUAUUUUCUUCUAUCACUUGUACCAGCAUCUCCUUCGAGAGUCCAAGGUUUGGAAAAAACUGAAGGUGUUAGUACCUGUAAGAAGAGCUAAUCCCAACAUUAUUUUGGCCGAUUAUCAACUACCACAGAUACUGAGAGAGAGUGAUCAAGACGAUACAGAUGAGAGUGAUGAUGAACCAGAUCAAUGUCCUGACUAUACACAAACCGAAGAUAGUUCAGCCACAAAUUCAGUGAGCGAUCGCCGCUAUGACCCACCAAUCAUCCAGUCUGCUCUGAACUUGAGCGAGUUACGAUUUCCUUACAUGGACAUCCUAGACCCUGUAACCCCUGAGCACUACAAGGGUACCAUGAAGAAGAAAAAAAGUCCAACCACUCCUAAACCUGUAACAACCACUUUUGUACACGGACCAAGGCAAAACUAAAAACCAAUGUAUAUAUAUUAGUGAUACAAAGUUGAAGUGUAUAAUAAAGUUGUCUAAGCGAUACAAAGUUGAAGUGUCUGUAAACGAAGUAUGUAGUUAAUUAUUAUUACAUACUUCGUUUACAGACAAAUUAUUAACUACAUACUUCGUUUACAGACAAUUUUGUCUGCAUGUAAUCACAAUGAUGAUAAUGAUGGAGCCUGCAGGAUUGGUCAGGCACCAGAAACGUGGAAACAAUUAGAAAGCAGGAGAGUGUCGUCCAUCACAAAGUCAUGAACAUGCACACACGUACAGGCCAAUUUAACAAUGCAAAUGAUUUUCAUAUUUCGAAUAAAAGAAUUAGUGUUUCGCUGACACCAGUCCUCACGAUAUACCAUGCAUACAUAUAAUGAUCCAGUAACUAGACCUCUGAAUAUAGCUUGAAUAAAAUAAUGACUAUAAAUGUUCACGUCUUAGUUAAAACUUCCUAAUACAGUCAUCAUCAUUAAUAUUGCAGUGAUCCAGACAUAAGUAGAAAGUCCAAAAUUUCGUAUGUUUUCUCAGUAAGAUUGGAUUGACACACAGCUUUUUGGUACUUUCCCUGUUUAAAUAAAAAUAUUACUGAGGUCUUAUACUCCACAUUAUACACAUUUCAAAUGUUUUUCCAGUUGCGUGUAUGUAUGCAUACAUACUGCACACUCGGAGUGUACAGUAUUUAUGGUGUAUGUCAUAAUUAUGGAGGUAAUAAAUGCAAGCAGAAUAAUUGAGGGGCACAGUGCUCAAAUAGUAUCAACCACAAUCACAGGCCCUCAGCUAUAGAGCCACUUUUACUAAAUAUGCAUAGAUCUACAUGCAUAGGAAGUUAACACCCCUAAUGUGCAUUUUUCUGGCUUAACAUUGAUCCUCAGGAUGAAGGGAUAUGAGCAUAGAUCUAUGCUGUGAGGCAAUGUAAUUUCUACUUAGAAUGUACACUGCCUACAGCAUCCUAUUGGUAAGUUGUUUUUUAUGAGUGUAACUGCACAUGUAUACAUACAGAGCAUGUAUAUCCAUGUAACGAUAAAAUAGUAAAGAUAUGCUGUAUUUUAAGUAUGUAAAAGCAAUUUGUCUCAUCGUAAUAAAUUUGAGUUGUUGAUUUUUUUUUUGAAAAUUGGGUAUACCGGGGGAGGGGGCAGAAGUAAUCUCAAAAAUAAGUGAUUUUAGAGGAAUAUCUAUGUGUUAAAACAGUUGCCAGUGGCCUCUGUAAGUCGGUCUCAGCACUCGUAAGCACCGACAAAACAGGGUUCUCUUAAAGAAGAGAAAUUGCUGUAAAAUUCUGUUGCCUUGGGAACACGGAGAGGCUGGAACCACUUAAACUUGUUUAACCGAAACUUCUAGCUGGCUACUAUAUCUAGUUUUGGUGUCUGUAAACUUUAAAGAGGUGAUUAAAUUUUCAUGGUCUUACCUAGAGGCUAGCACAAGAGCACUGAUUGAUAUUAUCUCUGCUUCUGAGCACUACGCUAGAAGUAUUCUGCACAAGUGUUUUAAAAAGCCACUAUCAGUGCUAAGUGGUUCCAGUUUCCUCUAUGUCGUGAAAUGUACGUUCAUUUCAUAAGGGUUCCAGUUUCCUCUAUGUCGUGAAAUGUACAUUCAUUUCCAUAAGAGAGCAGUAACUACUUUUUGCUGUUGUACAAGUGAUGGUUGAUGCUUAUUGUUGUAUAAAAAAAGAACUCCAAGUAACACAGUUGUGUGAAGCAAUAGCGUGUAAGUGUCAGCAACACCCUCCUCACAUAACAAAAAAAAAAUUCACUACAUGCAUGGCACAGUUGUAUUCCGUAUCUCCAGGAGCAUGUAUUGACAGUUGUAUUCCGUAUCUCCAGGAGCAUGUAUUGGACAUUUGAGAUUGUACAUGUAUCAAAUUCCUUGAAGGUAUCUAUCUGAUAUCUGGUGGCAUCUAACAUACUGUGUGGAGUGUGGGUGUGAUGUAUGCACCAUCUAUAAAAGGGCUAUACUCUGGCUAUAUCAAUAUAGCUGAAUCUGAGUUUACUUAGUUCUGAAGGACCAAAAUUGACUGACUGCCUUUAGCAUGCUGCUUAUGGUGAGUGCUAUUCUCGUUCUGGGACUGCAUUCAGUGGCAGCUGCACCAGGUGUACCUACGUUCGUACAAACACUAAGCAAUGUUGAAGUUGCUGAGGGAAUGUCUGCUACUUUUGUGUGUGAAGCCAGGUCCUCAGGAAACACAGCUGUUACAAUAUGUUGGUUCAAAGUAGCUCUGAACAGUUCUACUCAGAUUGCAAUUGACAGCACUGAUUCAAGACUGUUCACUAUCCAACAACAAAAUAAAAAGGUUUUAAGUACCUUCACUUUGAACAAUGUGUCCGUGUCGGAUGCUACCACAUAUCUUUGUAAUGCCAAGACAGAUACUGAAACUAUUACAAGUUCCGCAAAUUUAACUAUUGUGACAUCGAUGAGUCCACAUUCAAUCUCAGCCACCACAUCAAUAGAGCUUAUAUCGACUACAACGCUUAUUGGACUGUUCGACAGUGAAUCUUUUAAUACAGUAAUUACACUUGAAGCCACGUCAACAUUUGUUGCAGUAUCAAGCACACAAUCCAACAGCUACAGUCGUGCUUAUGCUGAUUCAUCAAUUCUAAGCAGUACACCAUCAAUCAAGGACACACAAACUGUAUCCAGUACACACACUCCGGGGUCUUCACUAGUUCCAACAUCAACUGUUCAUUCACUAAUCUCUGAUACACAAAAUAUUCGUCCGACUAUCACACAAUCUAGUACUUCAUCGGCCGUAGAAAUACCAAAUGUUAGUGCAUCACAAGUGAUUAGCACUGAUGUACUAACUAUGAGUACACAAGGCUUUGAGUUGCCCAGUGCCCAACCCUCAAUUUCUCCAACACUAACUGUUCAUUCACUAAUCUCUGAUACACAAGACAUCCGUACGACUAUCACACAAUCUAGUACUUCAUCAGCCGUAGAAAUACCAAAUGUUAGUGCAUCACAAACAAUGAUUUAUAGUCAAUCUUUGAGCACUGAUGUACUAACAACAAGUACACGGAUCUCCACUCAAACCAGUCAACUCUCAAAUGCUUUGAUUUCAUCAGUUUUCUCCACACCUCUUCUAACUAAGAGUACUCAAAGCAUAGCUACGAUGGCAAUGAGUCAAUCCUUUAGCUUGGUUUCUCCAACAUCAACUCCGUUAAUGAUGCAACCUGUUCUAACGUCGAAUGGAAAAUACUCUAUCACAACUAUACCUACUUUGUACACAACAUUGUCAAGUACGCAUUUGUUUUCCUCGGGUAUGCCAGCUACAACAACCCACAUCACACAAGAACAUUCUAUCACCACCAACGUCCCAACUUCCACUAUAACAGUAGUGCCAGGUCAACUUCAUUGUCUAUCUGAUCAAGAUGAAGUGUGGGGAAUUGAUUGGCCCACCACUGGAACAAACACAUGGAGUUUAAGGAAUUGUUCACAUCAAUCAGGUGGAUCGGAUUCAAUCACAGGACAAGCAAGACGCUAUUGUUCUUUCAGAGGCAUGUGGGACGAACCUGAUGUCAGUAGAUGCCGAAAUAGGGAAUUUACUAACAUUUUAACUCAGGCAUCGGAGUUUGACAGGAAUACGGAACUGGUUGAGCAAGUAACUACAGUGAUAUCUCAGCUUGCUGCUGCAACUAUCUCAAACGGUUCUCUUCUUCUACCUUCCUCUCUUGAUGCUACCAAUAAAGUUCUGAAAUCUGCCAUAGAUGCUCUAGACGAAGUGGAAAACGUCACGAUAAUCCUUUCUGAGUUCCUAGCUGAUGUGCUAAGCCGUGCUUUGGAAAGCACCAACGGUCAGAGCUGGAUGGCUUUGGAAUCUAAUAGUAAGAAUGCAGGCAGCCAGUUACUGUUGAGUAAUAUUGAAAGAGUCGGAGAGCUGCUUGCUCGGGCACAGGGAAACAGUGGAUCGACAAAACCAAUUCAAAUAGUUCGAGCCAACAUUGCAAUUUCAGCGAAACAGUAUGAUGGUUCCUCAAUUGUUGACUCAGAUGAAUUAAUGUUUCCUAAAGAAGAAGACUUUACAUCUGAUUUCCCAGUAAUGCAAGCUCAAAUUCAAAUACCUCCUAACCUUGUGAAAGAAAGACUGAGCCAACAAAGUCCAAAAUAUGGAGCUGUGACUGUGCCAGUGGUGAUGAUGCUCAUUCAGAACAUAGUGUCUUUUCUCCCUUCCACUGCCCCUGGUCUCAACAACACUCGAGGGGCGUCGGCUCUCCUCACCGCUCAAGUUGGGGCACGAGAAAACAAUGAUAUAUCAUCUGAUCCCGUAUCACUUACCUUUGGCGUUGAUAGUAAUGAAAACAUUUCCAGUUAUCACUGUGUAUUCUGGAAUUUUUCAAAUCCAAUUGGAAGUGGUAGCUGGAGCGUUAAAGGACUUGAAACAGAUGGAGUGACUUCAAAGGGGUCAAUGACUACUGUAAGGUGUAGCAGCACCCAUCUCACUAGCUUUGCAGUGCUCGUCAGUGUAGGUACAACAAGGGAGAACACUGCUUUACAAGUUGUCUCCUACAUUGGCUGUAUCAUCUCCAUACUCUGUCUUCUUGUUACAAUCAUUUUCUUCCUGUCACAUAGGAGAGAGCUACUUACUACCAAAAUCCACUACUUCAUUCACUUGAAUCUCUCCCUUUCUCUUCUGUUGGGGUACAUUGUCUUCAUUACGGGUGUUGAAACUGCAAUUGGAAGUAAAGGUGGUUGUGCAUUUGUGGCUGCUGUCUUGCACUACUUGUUCCUGGCAUCUUUCUGUUGGAUGCUUUGUGAAGGGGUGAUGCUCUACCUCAUGUUGGUACUUGUUUUCACUCAGCUGAAAGAUAAAUGGUGGUUUUUCUUGCUUCUUGGUUACUUGCCUCCCUUGGUGAUAGUAGUUGUUAGUGUGGCAAUUCGGUGGGAAGACUAUGGAGUGAAAGAUGACGAAGAAAAUUUAAAAUUUUGCUGGUUGUCGACAAACAAUGGGACAAUUGCGGCCUUUAUAGCUCCAAUGUUGCUGAUAAUUGGGAUCAACAUUGUGUUUAUGGGCUUUGCAUUACGUGUCAUUUGGAAGAGUAAAAAGGGUGUUUUGAAGAGAACAGUGCAAAAUGACAAAGAAAAGAACUCUUCACUGAAAUUAGUGAAAUCACUGCUGAUAGGAGCUGUUGUUUUCCUUCCUCUUCUUGGAAUGACGUGGGUGUUUGGAGUGCUUGCUGUCAACCAGAACACAGCGUUUUUUGCCUGGAUUUUCACUAUACUCAAUUCUCUGCAGGGAGCAUUUUUCUUCUUCUUUCAUGUCAUUAGAACCGAUAAGGUGUUGCAGAAAAUCAAGGCAUUCUUGCAUAUUAAAACGGGUUUGAGUUUUGCUUCCAUGAAAAAUCAAUACACGUUGAGAUCUGGUUCAAGUACCAUUAAAAGUACGCUAUCACGUGCUGGAGAUUCGAGCACCAUUAAAAGUACCCUAUCAUAUGCCGGGACAAUGCAGUUGCAUUGUAAUCCUAGCAACGAGGAUUUAGAGAUGAGUAAUGAUCACGAGAAAGACAUAUAUGGGUCCGAGGAGAAAGUUUCUACUACUUCACUGUCCAACACGUACUCGUAAAAGUCUUGAUUGCUCAAUGAAGCUUUGUAAUACUUUAGAAUGACUUUCACUAAACACAUUAAUUCAUUGCUCUUAAUUAAUUGUAAUUACAAUUCCUAUUAUCCAGUUAUCAGUGGUAUGGUUUUGCGUUAUUUAUUUUCUCUGUAAUAAUUAUUAGAUACAUG